Rhipicephalus sanguineus (brown dog tick) is the source of this 2462-nucleotide messenger RNA. Its product is annotated as papilin. The record is from RefSeq and is a predicted model, not a curated record. Lineage: Eukaryota; Metazoa; Arthropoda; Arachnida; Ixodida; Ixodidae. Gene Ontology annotation, molecular function: serine-type endopeptidase inhibitor activity.
GCGGGGACCCUCGCUCACUAGACGCUUCGCACCGCUGAGUGCAGUCCACACAGCGAGUGCUUGCUGACGUUGAGCGACAGGCGAACGACGGAGGCCUGACGACGCCAUGACCGCGCCCUCAUUGUCGUGGGUCCUCGUCACUGCGUUGACGGGCUUUGGAGUACUGCCCGCUACGUUGACGACAGGGGCAGUUUUCUGGCGAUUGGAGGGAGAUUCUCAAGAGCAAACACGGCCCCGUUCUCCUGCACAGAGGUGCUUGGCGCUUCGACUUCGACGACAACGAGUUCACCUUCAGUGCAGCACUAUCCGGGAAUGAAACUUGCCUUGCGGCCAUUGCUGGAAAUGUCCACAAAGUUCUGCCAGUGGGACGAUUCCAGCUCGAGUAUGACUUUUUCGGACAGCCCGUUCGAGAGACACUGGCUGUGGUCGCGACGGACUACGGGAGUUACGCGAUUCUUCACCGCUGCGGGCAGCAGGGGGACGAAGCGGACAAUUCGGUCUGCGCGCCGGACGCGACUCACGUGGCAGUGCUUGCAAGACACGUACUUGAGGAGGACACCUCGAGGGACAUCAGCCGCCAUCUGGAGAGUGUGUGUGUUCCGAGCUCAGUGCUCGAGUCGCACGAGUUUGACGAAGCGUGCCCUCUACCAUCUGCAGAAGAUCCAAGCUUGACAGAAGUUCCGUCAGGUAGGGAAAUGUGCUUCCUCGAUCCAAAGAAGGGCUUCUGCGGUGACCAGCAGACAAUAUACUACUACGACCGGCAUUCACGGAGUUGCAAAUCGUUCUUAUUCUCUGGCUGCGGAGGGAACGAGAACCACUUCCUGACGCAAGAAGAGUGCGUGGAGCGGUGCGAGAAGCCCUUAGAAGAUGCUCGUGCUCAGUCCGCAGAAUCUGAGGCCACUAAUUGCCCUGACCUCUCGGCGUGCGGGCUAGCCUGUCCUCGCUGCUGCAAGCGCCAAGAGGAAGACGGCUGCAUUGUGUGCAACUGCCUCGCAUCUGAGAUGGACACUCGGCUUACGGAGGUCAACUGUCUUACAACACCCGAGCAGUGCCCGGCUGAUUGCCAGAGCAGAGAGGCUUCGGAGUCCUGCUUUGCCUGCGAAUGUGCAACUUCGGAAGGCGCUGUGCAACCGGCUCUAGAGCACACAACUAUUCAGCUCCCAGUAUCUUGCCCAGUGACCUGCGUAAAGCAAAUGUCAAGCCGAGGUGUGCCCAGGUGUCACUGCCCGUCGCACGGCGUCUGCAAGCUGCCACUUAAGGAAGGAAACUGCAAUGCGAAGAUUCCGCGCUAUUUUUUUAACGUCACCUCCGGGUUCUGCGAUGUGUUCACGUACACUGGUUGCGAUGGCAACGAGAAUAACUUCGCUUCGCAUGAAGACUGCCUGGCCGAGUGUGAAGAUCCUUGCCGCCUGCCUAUGGACCCUGGGAGUUGCAACAACGACACGAAGGAGCGGUACUACUACAAUUCACAGACGGGACUGUGCGAGAUGUUUGAGUACGGCGGUUGUGAAGGGAAUGAGAAUAAUUUUGCCGAAUUGGAGACGUGCAAAAUGCGUUGCGAAGACGUGUGCGCGAAGCCCCUGGACCCUGGACCAUGCUACGCGUAUCUGCGCCGCUUCUACUACGACAAAAGCCAGGACCGCUGCCUGCCGUUCAUCUUCGGAGGCUGCCUCGGCAACCGAAACAACUUCUACACCAGCGCCCAGUGCAAUCGUCACUGUCGCUCUCGCAUCACUGAAGAUGGCACGCUCGUAAUGGACAGGGCGAUGUGCCAUUUGCCACUUCAAGAGGGCCUCUGCAACUCCUCCAGUGGUGACGACGCAGUUGCAAAGGCGCCGGAGAUCCGCUUCUACUACGAUGCGCUGAAGGAGGAGUGCGUACCGUUCAAUUACCACGGAUGCGGUGGCAACGACAACAAUUUCCGCACUCUGGGCGGCUGCAACCUGACCUGUUUUGGUGUCCAUAUCAUCAUUGCCAAAACGUCCGCCAGCUGUCCGGAGUCCAUAGAGUGCAGCUGCGGUAACCUCGUAGAGGAGGAAGAAGGCGGGUGCAAAGUGUGCGACUGCUCGAACAAUGCUUCCAAAAAUGUGAGUGUCACGGCUCUGCUUGGAUCCCAAGUGAUGCAGCAAGGGUGUGCUCAAAGCACUUUGUCAACGGCGAAAAGAGCAACAUUGCUGCACAUCCAGGCUACUACCCUACCAUUUUUCCAGUUGUCUACUAGUCCUGUGGACGCAGAAAGAGCACUGUCAAGACAUGAACGAUGGAAGAGAAGGGCAUCUGCUGCAAGGCCGGAAAAUCCUCAACACUCAAGUUCCCUGAGCACGACUGAAGCAGAUCUUGGCGACAGUGAGGACACUGCUACCUCCAGUGCUUGUGCAAAUGGCUUGGAGCUGCUCUACACUGCCGCUGCAUUGGUACAAGAACGAACUGCAGACCAGGUAGGGCCUUGCCUGCCAGACUGA